AUGAGCGGUGGAAGAGCAAAGAGCCCCAAGCUAGAGCUGAAGCUGAACUUGUCACCGCCAAGAGCCGAUGACGGCCAUUACCAUCUCCAAACAAAGGAAUCGCCAAACUCUUCGACAUCAUCACUUUCUUCAUGCGAAAGCUCAUGCUUCUCCUCCUCGUCAACCGGGCUCGAAGAGAACAACAGCAGCGCCAUAAGGUACCGGGGCAACGAUCCUCGGCCUCAAGCCGCCACUUCGAUGGUGGUCGUGGGCUGCCCUCGGUGCCUCAUGUACGUGAUGCUGUCCGAGGUCGACCCCAAGUGCCCGAGGUGCAAGAGCUCCGUCCUGCUCGACUUCGUCAACGGAGACAACCGCUCUACCAAGAAGAAGAACAGGAUCUGA
Syzygium oleosum is the source of this 381-nucleotide messenger RNA. RefSeq names its product protein GL2-INTERACTING REPRESSOR 1. The record is from RefSeq and is a predicted model, not a curated record. The transcript has a single exon. Bases 1 to 381 code for a protein of 126 amino acids. NCBI's taxonomy places the organism in Eukaryota, Viridiplantae, Streptophyta, Magnoliopsida, Myrtales, Myrtaceae.